AUGACUUAUUAUCCAUCACAUACUCAUCCAUUAAAUAAAUCCUCAUGUUCAUCUUAUUUAUUUUCAACAAAUAUUGAUAUUGUUACCAACUAUCAAUAUGUUCAACCAUGUCCUGCAUUAUUACCUUGCCAGUGUUUAUGUGACAUUGAAAACAAGAAUUUAUGGAUCGAUUGUUUUAAUCGAAAAAUAAAAUCCUUGCCGAUUCUUGGAACAAUUCCAACAAAUAAUAGUAUUAUUGAAUGGAAUAUUGAUUUAUCAUUUAAUUUAUUUGAUAAUCUAACUAAUUCGAAAUGGAUACCUACUAAUAUGCAUAUAGGUCAAUUAAUUUUUUCAGGUUCACUUUCUUAUGAUCUUGUUUUACAAUUAAAUUUAAUUCAUAGACAUUUAAUCGAUACAUUGCCUUAUCAACAACAUUUACCCAUUAUUAAUGAUGAUAAUCAACAAGAUCGAUUUUUCGAUGAUUAUCACGACGAUGAUGAUAUUGAAGAAAAACAUAAAUACACACCUGAUGAAUCAUAUAAUGAAUAUAUGCGUCUUCUCAAUGAAUUAACAUUGCGAUUACGUGAUGAUACCGAACAAAUAAAAAUUUUUGCUUUAUCACUUGCUGGUGAACCAUCAUCAGUUUCAAUUCUUUAUCUUGAUCAUAAUUCUCUUGAUAGUAUACCUAUUGAAGCUUUAUAUAAUGCAACGAGUUUAUAUGAACUUUAUUUAUCAUAUAAUAAUAUCAAUAAUUUACCAGCAUAUGCAUUUGGUUUUUCUCAUCGGCUAACACGAAUCGAUUUAUCCUAUAAUCAAAUAUCGUCAAUAGAUAUUUUAACAUUUCAACGGCAUCCGAAUGCAUUUGCUGGCCCAUUUCUUAUUGAUCAUCUUGACUUAUCACAUAAUGAAAUAACAAUUUUAGAGCCAAAUAUUUUUUCAUAUCUUGUUAAUUUACGUUUUUUAAAAUUAAAACACAAUCGAAUUUAUUCAUUAUCAGCGCAACUAUGGACUGGACUUUAUCGAUUAAAAUAUCUUGAUCUAUCACAUAAUUCUAUAGGAAAUUUUACGAAAGCAUUUUAUAGUUCUUAUCUUAAUGAAUUAAAAUAUUUAAAAAUGACGUCGAAUAAUAUUAAUCUUGUAAAUUCAUGUGAAUUUUUGUCACUCCGAGCAUUGAACAAACUUUAUCUCAGUGGAAAUAAUCUGUCAAGUGUUGAUACAUGUGCUUUUUAUGGUCUUUCUCAUAAAAUAGCUCAUUCGCCAGUGCAUAUCUAUUUACAUUCAAAUCAUUUUGAGACUCUUGAUCCAUGCACAUUUAUAAAUUUUACACAUUCAACAAUUCACGUUGAAAAUAAUCCACUAAUAUGUAAUUGUUCAUUUAAUUAUUUAUUACAUGCUCGUAAAUCACUAGUCUAUACUGGUCAAGAAUGCCGUGGUGGCUUCGCCUAUAAACCACAAACAAAAUUAACUUCGCCUGCCAUCCAUAAAAUCCACAAAGCAAAAGGAAACAAAAUUGUAAAUAAUUCAAUAACAUGUCGAAAUACAUUUCGAUAUUAUAAUAAUUUAUGUUGGAAACUUGAUUGUCCGCGUAUAUGUUCAACAAAUGAACGUUUUAUAAUACAAAUAACAACAAUAGCAACACCAAGUAAAACAAUAUCGAAAUUUCAAAAAGCAUAUUUUUUAAUUUUCUUUAUUUUAUUAUAUACGAUAUUUGAAGAGAAAAUAUAUUAG
Molecule: messenger RNA, 1707 nt
Organism: Rotaria socialis
Lineage: Eukaryota; Metazoa; Rotifera; Eurotatoria; Philodinida; Philodinidae
Source: the annotation of a GenBank genome assembly